Messenger RNA from Sorghum bicolor (sorghum), 1325 nucleotides. RefSeq names its product ras-related protein Rab7. Lineage: Eukaryota; Viridiplantae; Streptophyta; Magnoliopsida; Poales; Poaceae. The record is from RefSeq and is a predicted model, not a curated record. The transcript is spliced from 7 exons. Gene Ontology annotation, molecular function: GTP binding; GTPase activity. Gene Ontology annotation, cellular component: vacuolar membrane. The coding region runs from base 330 to 950 and encodes 206 amino acids.
AGAUCCAGCGACCCCACCUGUCACAGUGGCACGUCCGUCCUCCUCUCCUCCGCUCUCCCCAAGCCCAAAACUGCACGCUGCACGGCCACUUCGCAUCGCCUCACGUCACGCACUCACGCCUUCUUCAAAUUUAAAGGCCAAAAACCGGAUCACAUCGAUCAAAUCAAAAUAAAUAAAAAAAAUCGAAUCCAUCCAUCCAGCACCUCCGUCCGUGAGCUCCCCUGCUUCUCUGGAUUUCCUUUCGCUGCCCCCCAGACUCCUCGUGCGCCUCGCGGGUCGCGACCAGACGACGACAAGCGGCGAGAGGGGCCGAUCGCGAUCGGGCAGCCAUGUCGACGUCGCGGAGGCGGACACUCCUCAAGGUCAUCGUCCUCGGCGACAGCGGGGUCGGGAAGACGUCGCUGAUGAACCAAUAUGUCCACAAAAAGUUCAGUCAGCAGUACAAAGCUACAAUUGGUGCAGAUUUCGUCACAAAGGAGGUUCUCAUCGAAGACAGGCUAGUCACGUUGCAGAUCUGGGACACCGCGGGACAGGAGAGGUUCCAAAGUCUCGGGGUUGCAUUCUACAGAGGGGCAGAUUGUUGUGUGCUCGUAUAUGAUGUCAACUCUAACAGGUCAUUUGAUACACUCAACACAUGGCAUGAUGAGUUCCUCAACCAAGCUAGCCCAUCAGAUCCUAAAACUUUUCCCUUCAUCUUACUCGGUAAUAAGAUUGAUGUAGAUGGUGGAAAAAGCAGAGUGGUUUCUGAUAAGAAAGCAAUGGAGUGGUGUGCUUCUAAAGGCAAUAUCCCUUAUUUUGAAACUUCUGCAAAAGAGGACUACAAUGUUGACAAUGCUUUCCUGACUGUUGCCAAGCUUGCUCUAGAGCAUGAGCGUGAUCAGGACAUUUACUUCCAGAGUGUCACGGAUCCUGUCCCAGAGACUGAGCAGAGAAGCGGAUGUGCAUGCUAGUAGUUAGUCAUCAUCCUUGUCCCUUGCAGAUUUUGCUUAUUGAUUUCGGCAUACUUUUCCAGCGAUGCCGGGCAGGCAUUCUUAUCAAAUGUUGCUGGGCAGGCAUUUUUUUUUUCAUUUUUCGCAACUGUACACUAAUGUUCCAACUGUCCAACUCUGUUUUUUCUAUCCAAUUGUAAGAUAGUUAGUGACCAUGGUUUUUUUGUACACGGUGUACUGAUGUGGUGGCCAGCCCUUUUUCUUGGUUUGGGCAAUAAGAAUACACAGGUGUAGACUAUUCAGGAUGUGGGCUGUGAAAGGUCAAACUCUAGACUCAAUUGCUGUAUUAGUGCGGCUGUCCCUUGUUGGUGUGCAAGUGCAAUGCGGUAGGCUUUA